GGGGGCGGCAGCGGCUGGUCGGCGGCAGCUCUGCGGGUGCGGGGGCGGCGAGCCGAGGACCGAGCGACCGCGGCCGGAGCGCGCCGGCCACCGCCCGCACCGCCCUUCUGCCCGCCCUCCGGACGGCCGCAGCCCUGCGGGUCUCCGCUCCAGACCCACCCCCGCCCCACCCCGCGCGCCUCUGCCGCCUCUUCCUGAGCCCCAGCUUGCCGAGCGGCCGCCGCUGCCGCUGUCGCCGCCGCCGCCGCCACCGCGCCAGGUUCCGGCCGCGGCCACCCUCCGCCGUCCAGGGCCCUUCCGUCCCGGCCCCGGGACCCCGACUCCCCGCCAGCCCCGGCCCCGGCCCCGGCACCAUGUCGGAGAAGAGCGUGGAGGCAGCGGCCGAGUUGAGCGCCAAGGACCUAAAGGAGAAGAAAGAGAAGGUGGAGGAGAAGGCAAGCCGGAAAGAGCGGAAGAAAGAAGUGGUGGAGGAGGAGGAGAACGGGGCUGAGGAGGAAGAAGAGACCGCCGAGGACGGCGAGGAGGAGGAUGAAGGAGACGAGGAAGAUGAGGAAGAAGAAGAAGAUGAGGACGAAGGGCCCGCGCUGAAGAGAGCUGCUGAAGAGGAGGAUGAAGCGGAUCCCAAGCGGCAGAAGACAGAAAAUGGGGCGUCGGCAUGAGCCCCCUGCCAGUGGGCUGGGGGUGGGAGGCCCCUCGGGGGGCCUGGAGGUGAGGGUAGGGACAGCCGAGCACAGCCGCUCUUCACCUGGCUCCCUGCUCUGGGCCCCGCGCCAGAGCUGCUGCCCUCUCUCUCCCCAGCCUUCUCAUGCCGCCCCUCCACACACUGCCCCCUCCAUCCGCACUGCCAUCUUCCACCUCCUGACCUGCUCCAUCUGAGCUCCCCAGCUGGUCCCCAGUGGCCCCUCCCUCCCCCUCCUCUCUUCCUCCAUCCCCGCAGCCAACCCCCCCCCUCCUCCGGGAGCCUCACCCUCCUAACCUCUGCAUCCCAGCCUCACGUCCUGCCCAUCCCUACCCUGCCUGAUCCCUGGGUCUCCCUCAGAUGCCCUUCUCUCAGACAGCGCCAGGCCGGGGUGGGAACAGGGUUGGGGCCGAGCCCCACAGCUGCCCCCCUCCCCUCCCCUUUUUGUAUAAUUUAAUAAAGAAACGGUCGCGCUUCUGUUUUUAA
Messenger RNA from Mesoplodon densirostris (Blainville's beaked whale), 1165 nucleotides. It is a transcript of the gene PTMS, whose product is annotated as parathymosin. Gene Ontology annotation, molecular function: histone binding. The transcript has 5 exons. Gene Ontology annotation, cellular component: nucleus. Lineage: Eukaryota; Metazoa; Chordata; Mammalia; Artiodactyla; Ziphiidae. Gene Ontology annotation, biological process: positive regulation of transcription by RNA polymerase II; negative regulation of apoptotic process. Bases 354 to 659 code for a protein of 101 amino acids. The record is from RefSeq and is a predicted model, not a curated record.